UCCCGGGCCCGGCGAGCGGGCGGGUGGCUGGGGCGCCUCCACCUCCUCUUCCUAAAGCGGCGAGGCGCAGACGAGCGGCAUCACUGGAGCCCAGGUCCCGGCCACUGCCACACACGGCGUCGGGCGCUCAGGAGCAACAGCAGCGGCAGCGGAGGCGGCGGCCAGAGCGGCGGGCGGGCGCCAGAAAGGCCCGGGUCGAAAAGCCUGAGAGGGCCGCCGACCUACCCCCGGAGGAGGAGCCAGUCGGAGCCCGAGGCGCCGCCGCCGCCGAAGCCGCGCGGAGCCGCUUUCGCCGUCAUGGCCCACUCACCGGUGGCGGUCCAAGUGCCCGGGAUGCAGAAUAAUAUAGCCGAUCCAGAAGAGCUCUUCACGAAAUUAGAACGCAUUGGAAAAGGCUCCUUUGGAGAAGUUUUCAAAGGAAUUGAUAACCGUAGCCAGCAGGUGGUUGCUAUUAAAAUCAUAGACCUUGAGGAAGCCGAAGAUGAAAUUGAAGACAUUCAGCAAGAAAUAACGGUUUUGAGUCAGUGCGACAGCUCAUACGUAACGAAAUACUAUGGAUCAUAUUUAAAGGGUUCAAAAUUAUGGAUAAUAAUGGAAUACCUGGGUGGCGGUUCAGCGCUGGAUCUUCUGCGAGCUGGUCCAUUUGAUGAGUUCCAGAUUGCUACCAUGCUAAAGGAAAUUUUGAAAGGUCUGGACUACCUGCAUUCUGAAAAGAAAAUUCACCGAGACAUAAAAGCUGCCAACGUCUUGCUCUCAGAGCAAGGAGAUGUGAAACUUGCUGACUUUGGAGUGGCUGGCCAGCUGACGGAUACACAAAUUAAAAGAAAUACCUUUGUGGGAACACCAUUUUGGAUGGCUCCUGAAGUUAUCCAGCAGUCAGCUUAUGACUCAAAAGCUGACAUUUGGUCACUGGGAAUUACUGCUAUUGAACUAGCCAAGGGAGAACCACCUAACUCUGACAUGCAUCCAAUGAGAGUUCUGUUUCUUAUUCCAAAAAACAAUCCUCCAACUCUUGUCGGGGACUUUACUAAAUCCUUUAAGGAGUUUAUUGAUGCUUGCCUGAACAAAGAUCCAUCAUUUCGUCCUACAGCUAAAGAACUUCUGAAACAUAAAUUCAUUGUAAAAAAUUCAAAGAAGACUUCUUAUCUGACUGAACUGAUAGAUCGAUUUAAGAGAUGGAAGGCAGAAGGACACAGCGAUGAUGAAUCUGAUUCUGACGGGUCUGAUUCGGAGUCCACCAGCAGGGAAAAUAAUACUCAUCCUGAAUGGAGCUUUACCACUGUGCGAAAGAAGCCUGAUCCUAAGAAACUACAGAAUGGGGCAGAGCAAGAUCUUGUACAAACCCUGAGCUGUUUGUCUAUGAUAAUCACACCUGCAUUUGCUGAACUUAAACAGCAGGAUGAGAAUAAUGCAAGCAGGAAUCAGGCAAUCGAAGAACUGGAGAAAAGUAUUGCCGUGGCCGAAGCUGCCUGUCCUGGCAUUACAGAUAAAAUGGUGAAGAAAUUAAUUGAAAAAUUUCAAAAGUGUUCGACAGAUGAAUCCCCCUAAGAAACUUCUCGUUAUUGGCUUCUAUUUCAUAUGGACCCAGAGAAACCCACCAAAGCUACUUCAAGCUUACCAAUGCUUAACUCAUGAGCUCCAUGUGCCUUUUGGAUCUUUGCAACAUUGAAGAUUUGGAAGAAGCUAUUCAACUAUUUUGUGAUGGUGUUUAUCAUUUUCUAUUUUAAAGAGAUUAUUUUGUAAGGAGUAACUUUUAAUACUAUAGUUUCACCUGUAUUCUAGUAAAUGUUGAGACAGUUUUGCUUUUAGGUAUCAUUAUUACUUAAGUUACUAGGAUGAAUACUUUUCACGUUUUGAUCUUUAGUUAACUGUACAGUCAUGAAACAUACAGGUUGUUCAAAGUCAUCAUAAAUAUUCAACUUUUAUAAUCAUCAAGCUUCAAAAAGUUUGUUUUAAACACAGCAUAUUCUAAAAAUGACUAUUGGUGGGGAAGCAGAAACAAGUUACACAUUCUUAAGACAGAAGUUUUUGAUAAGCUCUUAGAAAUGAAACCUAGAAAAGUAUUGAUGUUUCUACAAAGUGGGUAUGAUAUUCCAGGCAGCUCAAUAAUGAUUACAUUUGAGAGCCCUGCGUCUGUAGUGUUUAGAGGCAACAUGUAGCAACAGAGGUACCUCUUGUGUGCAGUAUUUACUUUCUCUUACGGAAGAGAUGGUUGAUCCUUAUUUAACAUGGUUGGGAAGUUAACGCAAUACCAAUUAGCCAAGGAUGAAUUUUCAGUAAUACCGGAAGAAUAAGGAUUCAUUUUAAAAACCAACUCAAAUCGCAUAUUAUAUGAGUGGAUUUGGGGAGCUUAAAAAAAGCUGAUUAUCAUGUGAUUAUAAAUACCUGGUCAACAGGUAUGAAUAUAAUUUACACCAGCAUAUUUUUGUCAUGGUCUUAAAAUGUCCUAUAAACUAUUUAUACAUUUUUGUUCUUCAUAACUGUCCAAUACGUAAGCAUCAUUUGUUCAUUUUUGAGAGGGUAUUUAAAUAAGCAUUUUCUAAUUCAUAUGAAAAUAAUCAUAGUACCGGAUGAUUUCUGUCCGUACAAAGGUAGGUUAGAUUGUACAGUUAAUUUUCAGUUAUAUUUAUGGUACUGUUACGUGGGUAAUACCCUUUUCUGUUAAGCCCAGUAUAUAUAUUAUGCCUGCCUAAGUUCUGAAGUGGGGCUGUAUUUCAGUAGUUGUAGAAUUAUUGAUAUUAAUUAGUUUUGAUAGUUUAUGUUUUAUUGUUUGGAUCUGCACAAUUUGGGUUUUGCACAAAAGUCAUUUUAAUAAAGCUCAAUAAUUGCCAAAUGUUAGAAGAUGUUCUUCAAGUGAAGAAUAAGUUUUUAGUCAAAGUGGCCAUUACCUCCUCCUCUUUUGUAAUAAUACAGACACUUGAAUAAGUUGUUGUUGUGUCAUAUGCCAAGAAAAUGUUUUCAUUGGUGCCUAUACUGUAAUAAUUACUUUUAACACAUUUUAUUUUGAAGUAAUAGUUCAGUGAAAAAUUUCACCUGCUAACUAACUGAAACUCAAUCACCGUUUAUAAUUUGUAGAGGCCUGGUAAUAAUUUUGCAACUCAUGUGUCAAAUGAAUAUUUUUAUAAAAGUAAAAGCAACAAAUUUUUAAAUUGAUUAUUUGAAACUUUCAGCACAGCUGCAUUAUGAAUAGAAAAUUGUAUUGCUUAUUCAUUUUAGUUAUUAGUCCUGUAAACUGUUUCUGGGUAAGCAUACUUCAGUGUUUUGGGGGGAUUUAAAAAUAAAUAUUUAAAUUUCAUGGUC
Messenger RNA from Capra hircus (goat), 3300 nucleotides. RefSeq names its product serine/threonine protein kinase 26 (gene STK26). Gene Ontology annotation, biological process: protein phosphorylation. The record is from RefSeq and is a predicted model, not a curated record. The coding region runs from base 298 to 1548 and encodes 416 amino acids. NCBI's taxonomy places the organism in Eukaryota, Metazoa, Chordata, Mammalia, Artiodactyla, Bovidae. Gene Ontology annotation, molecular function: ATP binding; protein kinase activity. The transcript has 12 exons.